This is a messenger RNA of Geosmithia morbida, 600 nucleotides long. RefSeq lists its product as uncharacterized. The record is from RefSeq and is a predicted model, not a curated record. Gene Ontology annotation, molecular function: protein binding. Bases 1 to 600 code for a protein of 199 amino acids. The transcript has a single exon. Lineage: Eukaryota; Fungi; Ascomycota; Sordariomycetes; Hypocreales; Bionectriaceae.
AUGGCGCCAGCCAAAUCUUCCCGCAACCACGAUGACGGCAAGGCCGAGACAGCAAAGGAGAGGGCUACCGGCCAAACGUCUGCCAAGAUGCGCCGCGGGGCUAGCCAGCAGAGCUCCAAUCUGCGUGAGGUGACCAACGCGUCGGCGACGAGCGCUGCAGCUGCAGCGGCUGCACGCCCGGCCACGACGCAGCCAACACCUGGGGUACGCUUCCUUCUUCUCUCUCUUCUCUGCACUUCUCCUGGUCACUGGUCAAUACUGACCCUUUCCGAGCAGCUUCAAUGGAACACGUUCGAUCGCGCCAUGCUCCACUCGUACACGCGCGAACACAAGCUCAACUACCCGAGCUGCUUCACCAGCACAUACCACCAGACCAUCCUGGCCCAGCCGGCGGGCAUCGGCGCCUACUCUCCCACCAUGCUUCGUCGCAAGAAGCAGCGGCAGAGUAAGGAGCAGCUCACGCAAUCUGUCCGCAAACACUUUAAUGGGUUGGGCAUCCAGGAGAACGAUGUCAUUGUCGACCUGAUCUACAAGCUGCGCAGCGACGAUUUGGCCAAGAGGAGAGGCCCCCAAAAGCUAUCUGGCAUUGCGUCCGAAUGA